AUGAAUGCAAGUAGUCAAUCAACAAUCGCAUAUCUUAAUUUCAUACGAUAUGAAUUAAAUCGUUAUAUUCCAAUAACAUUUCUUAUUUUUGGAAGUAUUGGUCAAAUAUUAAACAUAUUAGUUUUUACUCGUCCAAUAAUUCGAGCAAGUUCAUGUUCAAUUUAUUUUGUUAGUGGUAGUAUUGUAAAUUUUGUUUCUCUUCAUGUUGGUUUAAUAACACCUUUUCUCGGAAUCUAUAAUCUUGAUCCAACGCAAAUAUUUGAUAGUUUAUGUAAAAUACGUUAUUAUCUUCGUUUUUCCACAAUUACACUUUCAACAUGGUUUAUACUCUUAGCAUGUAUUGAUCGAUCAUUUUCAACUUCUAAUAAUGUUAAUAUGAGAUCAUUUAGUUCAUUACGUGUAGCUAAACGUAUUGUAAUUUUAGCUACUAUUAUUUGUUUUACUUGUCCUUAUACACAAGUAUUUUAUUGUUAUAGAAUAAAUCAAGACUCAUUGUGUGCAGUGAAUCCAACAUGUAGAUUAAUAAAUGACAUUAUUUUACUCGUAUGUAAUUCCGGUGUACCACCUAUAUUAAUGAUGUUAACUACUUUAAUAACAAUUCAUAAUGUUAAAUAUUCAAAUCAUAUUGUUGUUGGUCGCCGUCGAGAUGUACAAUUAAUACGAUUAUUAUUUAUACAAGUAUUUUCUUUAAUUCUAUUUUCAAUACCAAUAACAGCACAAAAAUUUUACGCAUGUUUGACUAUUUAUAUGGUAAAAAGUCCACUAACAAUAGCUAUUGAUAAUCUUAUGAGUGCAAUAGCUACGGAAAUUUCUUAUGUUAAUAAUAGUACAAUAUUUUAUACAUAUUCAUUAACAAAUAGAAGAUAUCGAAAAGAAGUUUUUCGUAUUCUAUUAUUAUUAUUUACAUGUUGUCAAAGUACUAAAAUACAUCCUGUACAAUUGAUUAAUUCGUCAAGAAUAAAUCAAAAUAAAAUGACUACAAAAAUGUUUAAUGAAUCAUAUCAAUUGAAUAUUCGAAAUAGGACUAAAAGACUUUGA
This is a messenger RNA of Rotaria sp. Silwood2, 1038 nucleotides long. The record is from the annotation of a GenBank genome assembly. NCBI's taxonomy places the organism in Eukaryota, Metazoa, Rotifera, Eurotatoria, Philodinida, Philodinidae.